Molecule: messenger RNA, 477 nt
Organism: Prorocentrum cordatum
Lineage: Eukaryota; Dinophyceae; Prorocentrales; Prorocentraceae
Source: the annotation of a GenBank genome assembly
AUGGCGCCGCGGCUGCCCGCGGCCGCCAUCGCCGCGCUGCGCGUCUCGGCGCGGCGGCCGCCGCCGGCGCUGCCGGCGGCCAUCUUCGCGCCGCGCCGUGGCGACGGCGACGCCUCGCCGUCGGGCGGCGCCGCGUCCACGCCGGGCAGCGGCGGCGCCGAGGGCGGCGCGAGCGGCAGGGCGGGGGCCCGCGACGGCGCCUCCAGCGUGGUCCGCCCGGAGCCGGGGCGCGUGUGGUUCAACUCGCCGAUGAACUCGGCGGUGGACAUCACGCCCUACUCGAAGGUGUACGGCCAGCACCCGCGCUCCUUCCACUUCGACGGGGACGGGGCGAUGGAGGACGCGGCCGCGCCCAGCGGCAGCCCGAAAGAAACCAGUGUCGGCGACGAGCCCAUGGCGCAGGCGGACGCCAAGAAUGAUGCCAAGCGUGACGCCUGGAAGGGCGCUAAACGCGCUCUCGGCCUCUUUCGUAGGUGA